AAACUUCACCUCCCUUCCUCCCUCUCAGACACACAAUCCAAAAAAAAAGCCCACAAUUUGUGAAUCAAUCUAAAACAAUUCCAAUCUCUCUUUUUCUUGGAUUUCAAAAAAUCAAAAAGUAGUCUUAGUAUCAUCUGACAAAUACCAAAUUUUAUUAUUAUUAUCACCUCAAAAUCAAAUAAAAAGAUUUAAGAAAAGACAACAUGAAAGAAGCAAUUAGAGAGAGAAACACUGCAAUAGUAUCACUUGUUCAAUCAUUAAAUCAAACCUUAAAACAAUCUUCUCACCAUUAUUUUUUGUUACUACUUUAUCAUCAUUUUCAACAACACAAAAAACAACAAUCUUUAUUAUUAAUCUUUAUUAUUAAUUGCUCUUUUAUUCUCUCAUCAAAUCUAAAUCUUACCCUCACAUCAAAAUCACAACACUCACCACAAACAAAAACAUCAUCACCACCAUUGAUUCUUCUCCUGGAGAGAGAGACUUUACCUAAAAAUUCUUCUCUUAGAGAGAGAAAGCUUGAAGCUUUAUCCAUGAAUCAAUCUGUCAAGUUUUAUUUUUUGGGAUUUCGUUGAGUUUAAAUUUGUGGGUUUGGAUCUAUUCAUUGAUUUCUGAAGUGGGUUUGUUUUAAAAGUUGGUAUUUCUGUUAAAGUUGGAAGCUUUUUGGUGAUCUUGACUAAUGGAGGAAGCUGGUGGUGGUGGUGGUGUGGAGGUGGAAGCGAAGAAGAAGACACCAGGAGAAGGAGAAGGAGAAAGUAAGUCUAAGAGGAAAAUGAAAUCUGCUUCCCAGCUUGAGAUUUUGGAGAAAACUUAUUCAGUGGAUACAUACCCAUCAGAAGCAGCAAGGGCUGAGCUUUCAGUGCAAUUAGGACUGUCCGACCGGCAGUUGCAGAUGUGGUUCUGCCAUAGGCGUUUGAAGGACAGGAAGGCACCUUUGGUGAAGCGCCCACGUAAGGAGUCACCAUCACCAGCAGGGAUGCCAGGUGGAGGGGAAAUGGGAGUGGUGGCUGAGGUGGGAAAUGAACACGGGUCAGGGUCAAGUCCAUUUGUGCUUGGUGUGGAUCCACGGCGAGCAGUUGGAAGGCCCACUGGGGUGGCUGUUCCAAGAAUUAGUGCUGAUGUGCAAGCAAUGAAGAGGUAUUAUGAGCCACAGCAGUCUAUUGCGGAGCUUAGAGCGGUAGCAUUUGUGGAAGCACAGUUGGGGGAGCCUCUGAGAGAGGAUGGUCCGAUUCUUGGGAUGGAGUUUGACCCCUUGCCACCGGAUGCAUUUGGUGCACCUAUAGGUACUGUUGGAUCAGCAACAACAGGGCAGCAGAAACAAUCUGUAAGGAUUGAGGCCAACCUAUAUGAGCGGCCUGAUGUAAAACCCAUCAAGAGUACUACAAGGACUCUGCAUGAAUACCAAUUCCUUCCACAGCAGCCAACUGUUAGAGCGGAGGCAUAUGAAAGAGCUGCCCCUUCAUGCCAGUAUGGCUCACCUGCUGAUGUUCAUAAUGUGAAGACUGAAUCAAUAUCUGCCACCCUACCAUUCAUGCAUGCAAACAAACAAGUGUCCUCUGGAUAUGAUUUAUCAAAUCAAGUGCCCAGUCUAAGUCUUAUGCCUCAAGAAAGCAGGCAGGGCCAUCUCUUGCCAUCUACUACAGGAGAGUACGAAACUGUAAUACAAAAAUGCUCGUUUACAAAUAUUGGUAUGGAUGCACAAUCUGGUGCUCACCUGGUUACUGCAUUGGACAAUCCUUAUAUGUCAUCUGACAGGAGAGUAACCCAUGACGAGGAUGCUUUGCGAAUGCAGAGGAAACGCAAGAGUGAGGAGGCAAGAAUAGCACGCGAAGUUGAAGCCCAUGAAAAAAGGAUUCGAAAAGAGCUCGAAAAGCAAGAUAUUCUAAGGCGAAAGAGAGAGGAGCAAAUGAGGAAAGAAAUGGAAAAGCAUGACCGUGAGAGGCGGAAGGAAGAAGAGAGGUUAUUGCGUGAAAAGCAGCGAGAGGUGGAGAGAUACCAGAGGGAGCAAAAGCGUGAACUGGAGCGCAGGGAAAAGUUCUUGCAGAAGGAGUCUAUCAGAGUUGAGAAAAUGAGACAAAAAGAAGAACUGCGUAGAGAAAAGGAGGCAGCAAGGCAAAAAGCUGCUACUGAGAGGGCAAUUGCACGGAGGAUGGCAAAAGAGUCAAUGGAGCUUAUUGAUGAUGAACGCUUGGAACUCAUGGAGAUGGCUGCCUCCAGCAAGGGAUUGCCUUCGAUUAUUCCUCUGGACUUUGAAACUUUGCAAAAUCUAGAUUUAUUUCGAGAUAAGCUGACUGAGUUCCCUCCCAAAUCUGUGCUAUUAAAGAGGCCUUUUCUUAUUCAACCUUGGAAUGAUUCUGAGGAGAAUGUAGGAAAUCUUCUUAUGGUUUGGAGGUUCUUAAUCACAUUUGCGGAUGUUCUUGGGAUAUGGCCAUUCACUUUGGAUGAGUUUGUCCAAGCUUUUCAUGAUUAUGAUUCAAGGCUAUUGAGUGAAGUACAUGUUGCCCUAUUAAAAUCCAUCAUUAAAGACAUUGAAGAUGUUGCUAGGACACCUGCAACUGGGUUGGGGCCAAAUCAAAACGGUGCAGCUAAUCCUGGUGGUGGACAUCCUCAGAUUGUCGAAGGGGCGUAUGCGUGGGGUUUUGAUUUACGUAGCUGGCAGCGACACUUAAAUCCAUUAACUUGGCCUGAAAUAUUGCGGCAAUUCGGUCUUUCUGCAGGUUUUGGGCCACAAAUGAAGAAAAGGAAUGUUGAUCAGGCUUAUCUCCGAGAUGAUAAUGAGGGUAAUGAUGGUGAAGAUGUAAUUACUAAUUUACGGAAUGGAGCAGCCGUUGAAAAUGCUGUUUCCAUUAUGCAAGAAAGGGGAUUUUCUAAUCCACGCAGAUCUAGGCAUCGCUUAACUCCUGGUACUGUUAAAUUUGCAGCAUUUCAUGUUCUCUCUCUUGAGGGGAGCAAGGGUUUGACGAUAUUAGAAGUAGCAGACAAGAUUCAGAAAUCUGGGCUGAGGGAUCUUACAACAAGCAAGACACCUGAAGCGUCAAUUGCUGCUGCUUUGUCAAGGGAUUCUAAACUUUUUGAGAGGACGGCUCCUUCAACAUAUUGUAUACGUCCUGCAUACAGGAAGGACCCAGCUGAUACUGAUACAGUACUUUCUGCUGCCAGAGAAAGAAUUAGGACAUUUAAAAGUGGUAUUGUAGACGGAGAAGAUGCUGAUGAUGCUGAAAGAGAUGAAGAUUCUGAAAGUGAUGUGGCAGAGGAUCAUGAGAUUGAUGAUUUAGGUACUGGAUUGAAUUCUAAGAAAGUGGCUCAUGAUUCUCCUGAAACUAAUGAAUUUAAUGGGAAAACAGUCUUGGGGAAUGGAAAGGAGAGUGGUGGUCUCAAAACUCCACAAGUCCGCCUUGAGAAAGUCAGAGCGGGUUUGACUUCCCUACAUUCUGAAGGCACUAAUGAGUUAAAGGGUGCUGGUUCUUCAAUAGAUGAAUCUGUAGAUGUUGCUGAAAUCCACACCAUUCCUGAUCAAGAUGUAGAUAUUGAUGAAAACAACCUGGGUGAGCCAUGGGUUCAAGGACUUGUAGAAGGGGAAUACUCUGAUCUGAGUGUUGAGGAGCGUCUAAAUGCGCUUGUUGCAUUGAUUGGUGUGGCAAUUGAAGGAAACUCCAUCCGUGUUGCCCUUGAGGAACGCUUAGAAGCAGCAAAUGCUCUAAAGAAGCAAAUGUGGGCAGAAGCACAACUUGAUAAACGUCGUAUGAAGGAAGAGUUUGUCACGAGGACACAAUAUUCAUCAUUUACAGGGAACAAGAUGGAACCUAACCAAACAAUUUCUGCCACAGAGGGUAGACAAAGCCCAAUGGUAAGUGUUGAUGACAGAAAUAACGGGAUGCCUGUGAAUGUAUCUGUUCAGCAAGAACAGUUAAGUGACCAGCAGAGUGACAUGAAUUAUCUAAAUAAUAUGCCAUUUGAAGGAAACAUGCAAAUGCAAGAUUUAUCUGCCGGUCCAGAUAAUCUGACAUAUCAGCAAGCAGGACAUAUUGCUGAAAAAUCACGUUCACAGUUAAAAUCUGUUAUUGGUCACAGGGCAGAAGAGAUGUAUGUAUAUAGAUCAUUGCCCCUUGGUCAGGAUCGCAGGCGUAAUCGAUACUGGCAGUUCACCACAUCUGCUUCCCGCAAUGAUCCUGGCUGUGGCAGGAUCUUCGUUGAGUUACAUGAUGGUCGCUGGAGGCUUAUUGAUUAUGAAGAGGGUUUUGAUACUCUGCUGUCAUCUUUGGAUGUACGUGGGGUUAGGGAAUCCCAUUUGCAUGCAAUGCUGCAAAAGAUUGAGGUGCCUUUCAAGGAAACUAUGAGGAGGAGAAUGCUACGUGCUAACACCGAAGGACAAAGCAAAGAUCCAAUCAAAGCUGAAGCUGUUGAAAUGACUGCUGGCCCUGAAUCUGGCACUGGUAUGGAUAGUCCACGCAGCACUGUGUGUGUUCCAGAUUCUGAUAUGUCUGAGACCUCAACAUCUUUCACAAUUGAGCUUGGAAGGAAUGAAAUUGAAAAAAAUCACACCUUGAAGAGAUUUCAAGAUUUUGAGAAGUGGAUGUGGAAAGAAUGCUUCAAGUCUUCAGUCUUGUGUGCCAUGAAGUAUGAGAAGAAAAGAUGCACGCAACUGCUUGGUGUUUGUGAUUACUGCCACGACACUUACUUUUUUGAAGACAACCAUUGUCCUUCUUGCCACAAGACGCACGCCUCUCAGACUGGCUUGAAUUUUUCUGAACAUGUGGCUCAUUGUGAAAGGAAGCUAAAGAUGGACCCUGACAGUGCUUUGUGUAGCUUAUCUUUUCCACCGAGGAUCAGAUUGUUAAAAUCGCUACUAGCUUUGAUAGAGGUUUCGGUUCUGCCAGAAGCUCUCCAACCUGUUUGGACCAAUGGCUACCGGAAAUCUUGGGGUAUGAAGCUGCAGUCCUCAUCAUGUGUUGACGACCUACUUCAGAUUCUGACACUGUUGGAGAUUGGCAUGAAGAGGGAUUAUUUGUCCUCAAACUAUGAAACCAGCAGUGAACUUUUGAGCUCAUCUGACCCAUCUGGAUGUGCUGCUCAUGAUUCUUUCAAUACAGGAACUGCUCCUGUUCUUCCAUGGUUACCACAAACAACAGCUGCUGUAGCUCUAAGGGUCAUUGAAUUUGAUGCAUCCAUCUCAUACAUGCUGCAUCAGAAACUGGAGUCUCAGAAGGACAGGAGCGCUGGGAACUUUAUUAAGCUGCCAUCCAAGUAUGCUGUCAUGAAGUACACCCCAGAUAAUGAAACUACAGAAAUCCAGCAUCAAGCUGGGUUACUCCAAGAAGAUGAUUGGGUUGAUGUAGGGAUUGGGUUAGCUGGGUUGGGCCGUGAACAAGGGAUCCGGGGCAGGGGUCGAGGUCGCACUCGUGGUGGGAGAUCACAAACAAGGAUUAUUGGUUCCAGAUCUGAAUCCAGCAAGAGAAGUGCUUCCAGAAGUAGUGACAGAUUAGAGAAGGUAUUGUCAUGGACGGGACGACCUCGUGGCCGUGGAGGACGUAAAAGUGGACGUCGCAGCAUUAGAAGUAGGCAAAAAGCAGUCAAGAAAGCGGCUGAGAUCAUUCCUGAGAGAAAGAUCCCCAAAAAAACUCUGUAUGAACAAUCGACAAGACGCAUGGGAAGGCAUGUCCGGAAUGGUGAUGAAACAAGGUUCCACACGGAGGAUGCUGAAAAUGCCAGCAGCUCUGAAAGAUCCGAGUACAAUGAUGAAAAUGAAAAUAUUCCUGCAUCAGGAGAUGAAUAUGAUGACCAGGUAGUGGAUGACUAUGCAGGUGGUUUUAAUGGCAAGUCUGAUGACUUGCUGGAGGGAAGUGAUUAUAAUAUUGACAGCAAUGAAGAAGAUGAUGAUGAUGAUGCCAUGAAUGAAGAUGAAGAUGAACAUGGGGACUUGGAUGUUGAGGAAUACAUCAACAGGGACUCCGAUGAGGAUGGAAUCAGGGAUGGAGUACAAAAUGGGGCCCAAGAUGGUACCGAAUCUUCAUCUUCAGAUUUCAGUGACUAGAGAAAUAACCUUAAAAGUGUAGAAUAUUGCUGAUGCAGGAGAAAUAGUCAAUUCCUUGAUUUGUAUUCUUUACUGAAAUCUGCUGCACACACUGUAAUUGAAGUUAAUGUAAUUAUAGAGGAAGCAGUAACUGUGCAUAGCUCAAAGCACCAUCACUGUACUGGAAAUCAAAAUAUCAAUGAUUUGUUCUUUGGUCUAAGAAA
Messenger RNA from Populus trichocarpa (black cottonwood), 6231 nucleotides. RefSeq names its product homeobox-DDT domain protein RLT2. The record is from RefSeq and is a predicted model, not a curated record. The transcript is spliced from 18 exons. Gene Ontology annotation, biological process: regulation of transcription by RNA polymerase II. NCBI's taxonomy places the organism in Eukaryota, Viridiplantae, Streptophyta, Magnoliopsida, Malpighiales, Salicaceae. Gene Ontology annotation, molecular function: DNA binding. Bases 677 to 6028 code for a protein of 1783 amino acids.